This is a messenger RNA of Schizosaccharomyces japonicus yFS275, 633 nucleotides long. RefSeq names its product diphthamide biosynthesis protein Dph3. The transcript has 3 exons. NCBI's taxonomy places the organism in Eukaryota, Fungi, Ascomycota, Schizosaccharomycetes, Schizosaccharomycetales, Schizosaccharomycetaceae. Gene Ontology annotation, molecular function: metal ion binding. The record is from RefSeq and is a predicted model, not a curated record. Gene Ontology annotation, biological process: protein histidyl modification to diphthamide. The coding region runs from base 175 to 417 and encodes 80 amino acids.
GUUUCAUCUUCAUAAAAAAAUAGGCAAAUGAGUAUUAAUUCAUCAAAUUACUGUAGCGCAUACGUGGCGAUACUUUGUAAUCUGGUGGAUCAAGAUGGUGCCGAGUGGUAAUAUAUAUGCGAAACGAGUUGAGAAGAAAAAGUUGGCGAGAACAAAAAACGCUCAACAGAAACAAUGUCGUUCUACGAUGAAAUUGAGCUUGAAGAUUUUACGUUCGAUUCUGUGAACAACAUUUACACAUUUCCCUGCCCUUGUGGCGACCGUUUUGAGAUUUCCCUCGAAGAUUUGAAGAACGGUGAAGAUGUUGCUCGUUGCCCUAGCUGCAGUUUGAUUGUCAGAGUCAUUUUCGACGAAGAUAUGUUUGUUGAGACGGAAGACACUGAACAAGUGGAAGCACCGGUUGUUGUUGUCGCCUAAUUGUUUAAAUUUCUCAUUAUUGGUCAGGUUUUUAUCUAUGAAAUUUGUUUUGUUGAAAUAGACAGGAGGAAAUCAUUAGGAGAAUUGUUGUUGUACAUCUAUUGUGUAUUGUCAUUGAUUGAAUAGCUCAUUUUGUACAUCCUCUAUCUAAUCAAAAGAGCUGUUAAUUAAUGUUCUAUAUUGCCAUUGGUAUUUGUAAUAUUUCACUUAACGAAA